This is a messenger RNA of Hemiscyllium ocellatum (epaulette shark), 957 nucleotides long. It is a transcript of the gene ric3a, whose product is annotated as RIC3 acetylcholine receptor chaperone a. The transcript is spliced from 5 exons. NCBI's taxonomy places the organism in Eukaryota, Metazoa, Chordata, Chondrichthyes, Orectolobiformes, Hemiscylliidae. The annotation marks the transcript as partial. The record is from RefSeq and is a predicted model, not a curated record. Gene Ontology annotation, biological process: protein localization to cell surface; synaptic transmission, cholinergic. Gene Ontology annotation, cellular component: neuron projection; intracellular membrane-bounded organelle; neuronal cell body.
GCAGAAACCGCAAUCAAGGCAAAAGGAGGCAACAAUGGAGGUGGCAACAAAAGCUUCAUUGCCCAGAUCAUACCUGUGUAUGGAUUUGGAUUGUUCAUGUAUGUUCUAUACAUUCUCUUCAAGAUCUCAUCCAAAAGUAGCACCUCUAGUCCUAAAGGAAGGAAGAGAUGUAGAAGCACCAGAACUGGAAACGUGAAGCGGAAAAUUACUGAUUACGAGCUGGCUCAGCUUCAAGAAAAACUGAAAGAGACUGAAGUGGCCAUGGAGAAAUUAGUUUUGAAAAUGGGAACUGCAUCAGACAAGAUUACCAGUGUUACGACUGAACAGGAAGAGAAGUUACUGAGACAUCUGAAGGAAAUCACCCGAGUCAUUAAGAAAGGGCAGCUCUUUGAAGGAAUCAGCCCUGAGAAAGAAGCAGAGGAAUCUCUAUACAUGGAAGACUGGGAAGGUGGAGAAAAAUCAUUUAACACUUACAGUGAUCCUGAGGAAACAUGCCAGAAUUGCAGUGGAUCUGAAUAUAGUUUCCCACAUGACACCAACCCCAACAUUCCUGAGUCGAGUGAGCUUUCUGCGGAGGAAUUAGCAGAAGAAUUAGGCACAAGAGAAGAUGAUUGUUCCUCAAGUGAAACGAUGGAAGAUCAAAUGAGGCAAAGCAAAAUAUAUCAAACACUGGACCAUCAGCCAAGCACACAGGUUGGCAUGGGUGGCCAGAAUGACGGUGUUGAAGUUGAAGAAGUCCAGUGUGAAGACUGCGAGUAUUUUAACCAAGAAAGUGAUGACCUAGCUAUUAAAGCAGAGAAUUUUCUUGUCAGCUCUGAGGUUGAUGACGUCAGUGCUGUUGAUAAUCAAAUCAGAGAUGAAUCUAUUAAGGACAUUUUGAUUGGUGAACAGCAGCAAGUAAUCAUAUGCAAAGGUAAAAGCAAACUCCGAAAACGCAGCAAGGUGAUGAUAAAAUAA